AUUUCUUUUUUACAAAUUAUUAAUAACGAAAAAAUAUUUGUUUUGUAUUAUUUUGAAUGAUGAAACCGAGUUAAAGUAUUCUACUCACGAUAAUAUCGAAGUUCACCGUUUGUCACCUAUUUUCAGAGCGAGGCCGGCCACACUGCCAUCGUCUUUCGAUUGACAAGCGUUUCCAAAUUCACGAUUUGUUCCAGCCAUCAUCAUCGCCGUAGAAUUCCGUUUUCCGUUUUCCUUAUCAUGUUGGAACCAUUGAUCGUGCUUACAGUGUUGAACUGUUUCUUCAUGUUCAGCUCAACUGUGACGACUUGCGCGUUGUGGUAAUCGAAGUAUAUAAACAGUAUUCCCAUCUUACUUCCUUUUAAUGUGUUCGCCAGGUGGCAAUAUCGUACUCAUCGUUGCUGUUUCAAGAAAGAUUCCAUGCAACAGAGUAUGAAGUACAAUUUGUCCAAAUCGAGGAACCCGUCGAAGAAACCAGUCGAAACUCGAAACAAGCCGGAUAAUAAUAACCCCUCGAGUUCUAUCCAUCGAAGCAAGUCGAAUGUGAUUAUGAACCGUGACAGUAAAAAUAGGAGAACUUCGAAGAACAAAACGAGAUUGAGCGCCAAGCUUCAGUCGGACAGCAAGAUACCUAGCGAUGAAAGAUUAUCCAUAGAAACGAUGAGAAAUUGGGAUCUCGAGGAGAAGGCGAAGAUGUCAGAGGCGUCGCAAACUGCAGAAGCGAAAUCGGCGGUGGUGAUGGAAUAUUCAACCGUGCAAAAAAUUGUCCAAAUUUUGGACAACGAGGAGGAUAUUUUGGCCACGAAGAUGGCCAUGAAAGAGUUGAAUUCUAAACAGACUAUCGAAGAAAAGAAACCGACAGUAGAGAUAUUAAAUGAACCACAGUUCGAGAUAGUUCAAGCUUUACCUGAGUUCGAGUCAAUGCCUGAAGAACAGACAUAUAUCAAUUAAAUUUUGAGAAAUAAAUUUAAUAUAUUU
Molecule: messenger RNA, 975 nt
Organism: Apis florea (little honeybee)
Lineage: Eukaryota; Metazoa; Arthropoda; Insecta; Hymenoptera; Apidae
Source: RefSeq, a predicted model, not a curated record